Fonticula alba is the source of this 5355-nucleotide messenger RNA. RefSeq lists its product as hypothetical. Lineage: Eukaryota; Rotosphaerida; Fonticulaceae. The coding region runs from base 1 to 5355 and encodes 1784 amino acids. Gene Ontology annotation, cellular component: TORC2 complex. Gene Ontology annotation, biological process: TORC2 signaling. The transcript has 11 exons. The record is from RefSeq and is a predicted model, not a curated record.
AUGUCCGCGAGGCGGCGCUUUUCCCAGCCGCAGAUCUUCUCCUCCUCCAAGGCUGCCAACGCGGCGACCAACAAUUCGUCACCGGCUCUCCCCUCUUCGGACUCGUCACUGACGUCGGCUCGUUCCGACGCGGCCACCACCGUCGCUGGCCCCACAGACCGCGCACCGGUCGAUGACAUUUGUCUCAAUCCCGACCUGUCGACCGCCAUCUCCGAUCGUAUCACCCAGAAUCCCCUGUUCUCGGCCUUCGGCAACAUCACCACGAUCUAUUCGCCCAAGCAACAUGAUGACCAUCUGUCCCCCAUGGCGCCCGGCGAGGGCGAUCCUGUCGGGCUGCAGUGGCGGCGCGAGGGCUCGUCAGAUGCUGACGCCUCGCCGCCGGUGCCUCGCUUCUUCAGCAACUCCCUGACCGAUCACUCCAUACAGGGGCACAUGGCUCUGAACCUCACGGCACAGGCCAACGCCCAGGUUCUCCUCCAGUCCUACAUCGACAGUCUCAAGGCGGCGGGACCCAUGGCUGCGAUGCGCGAUCAGCGGCCGACACAUCCACCCGGGGCGCUGACGGCUCGCCGGCGACGGAGUGGCAGUAGCCCACCAGCCGCCUCGGCGGCCUCCACUCCGGUAACCUCCUUCUCACCUGAAGCUUGUCCCUUCGUCCGGAGCCGGGCCCAUUGGCGGCAUCUGGCUUCGUUGUUGGACACCGAGGGGGAGGAUGCCUUUCCGGUGGAUCCGCAGGACCUAUGCAGCUCCCCCCCAGGAGGUGGAAUUGACUGUGUGGCCUGUGCCCUGGCCCAAGACCGGGGCGCUGCUCUUUCCACACCCGGUCUCCAGUCUCUGGCUGUGGCUCUGCGCCCGGACCUGAUUCACCGCCUGGCUGCCAUCAACCAGCUGGCCCAGGUGUUUAAGCUCGCCGGGGCCGGGUCUCCUUCUUGGCAUGAGCAUCACAGGCGUGUCGAUGUGAGCUCCGACACGCACGGGUCUCGAUGCACCUGCUCCAGCAGCGCCGAGUGCGCCUCCCAAGGGCCGGUUCUCCUGGCGGUGCAUGAGCUGCGCGCAUUGAUCCUCGGCGCGCGGGCUCUCUUGAUCGAUGUCGAGGAUCCACAGCUGUCCGAAAUGGCGCCUGGCUCCCCGGGCGCCCCGGGCAGCCCCCUGAAAAUGGCCCCGUCGCGUGGGCGCAUGGGGACGGAUCUCCGCGGCCGAACCACGUCCACUCGUCUGGCGGUGGCCGGUGGCCCGGGAGGUGGCCCCGGCGGUGGUCCUGGCGUUGGUGCGGUGCCCGGGCCGCGGGCUGGUCCCGGCGGCCCAGGUCGACCGGCCGACCCGGCCGGCCCCCCCGGCGCUGGGGGAAACCCCUCUGGCGGCUCGAGCUCCGGUCCUUCGGCAAGCUCGGCACCCGGGGCCGAUGGCCCGGCCCUGGGUGGGGGCUUGGCUGGCCUCAGUACUCGAGCUUGUGUGUACCGCUUUCUCCGGCACUUGUUCCUGGCGACGCUGCUGUCCUCGGGCUCGGCCGGCCAGGGGGCCGCGGCCAGCCAGCCUGCAGUCGGCGACCUCCGGCCCGGGGCCUCGAUCGCAAGUGGCGAUGCUGUGCGGUCGACCGAUGCCAAGACCGGGCUCGGGGCCUCGCGCGAGGUCCGCACAGCAGCAGCCCCAGCCGAUGUGGCUCAGCUCCUUUCGGCCCACCACCUGGCAUACCCCCUGAUUCGGUCUUUGCACAAGACUCCCCGCUCGGAUUCGGAGCGCGAGCAGGCGCUUCGCCUUGUUCGUGCCUGGAUCACCGUCAACUCCGACGUUCCCGCCGUGCCCGUGAGCCUGGUUUCCACCAUCAUCUCCCUGGCCGAGUCCACCACCGAUGAGCAGCUCCGGUCCAUCUCACUGGCGUCCAUAUUCGAGAUGCUACUUACCAAUCCGAUUGCGCUGCUGGCCAGUGGUGGUUCGCGACUGCUGCUGGACUCCUUGGGGUCCCAGUCUCUCGCUUACUGCUCCCCGGUAUUGGGCAUCUUCACAUCUGCACUCGACCGCCCGGAAAUUCGCAAGAUUCUUCCCCUCAGCAUGGGCGUCGACGCUCUCUUUUCCAGCCUCUCGGCCGAUGUUCUCUUCUCUCUUGGGGAGUUCCCACCGCCCGGAGCCGCCGGCCAUGCGGGUAACCGUGCCGCUGGGCGGAAUAACGCCCCUGGCCCGGCGACCGGACGGAAUGCCCCAACAACGACCGCCGGCCAAACCCUUGGUCCGCCCUCUCCUGAGGCACGGCUUGAGUUUGGGUGUACCUCCAUUCUUUCACUUCUUCGCACAUGGGUCGGCUUGAUGUUCUCCGCCGGAACGCGUGUGACCACCCCCCUGCGACCCGAGGACUUGCUGCCACUCCCCGAUUCGGGACCCGGCAUCUCUCAGGGGCUUGGCGAUACUGGUGUUGGCAGCGGUCUGGACAAGUCCGGCGCCAUCGGUGUCGGGAGUGCAGGCACACCGAGCACCCAUUUGGCCACGCUGGUCGCGGCAUUGCGGCUUCCUCCCCACUCGGCGACCCUUUCCCUGCGCAAGGCGCUGAUUGGCAUCCUCUUCGCCCUUUUGCGCCUGCGCCGUCCCCGAUGGUCGACCUCCUUCGAGGAGUCCCUGGCGUCCCUGGGGCCGCUGCCCGAACAGGCGGACCAUCGUGGCUGCCCAGUGGCGGAUGCCGGGAAUUGUGGCGGCUGGUGUGCCGAGUGGCCGGCUGCCCAUUGGCCCGGGGACAUUGCCAUCGGUGUCGGCCAGUCCGCCGACUCGCACUGCCUGGCCUGCUCUCGGGCCCCGAAGCCAGUUCUCCCGGUUUCGGCCCGUGCUGGUCCCCGGUCAUCCGGACGUCUGUCCGCCUCUGACUCGACUGCCCCGAGUGGUGACCAGACCGAAGUUCUGCACAUCUGCCCGAGCGUGCACCAAAUGCGCGCGCUACAGGCCCCCGUGCCGCCGUCACUCGCCGCACAACAUGUCGAUCCGGCCCUCUCGUAUCGUGCACUAGUUUUGUCCAGUCUGCUGGAGGCGGACCUGGUGGAUGCCCUGGUGGAUGCUAUUACCGCGGCACCGGCUUCGACCGGGUCACUUGCCGGGGGAGUGGCCUCAGCCGGGCCAGCUCCACCGGCAGGGACCCGCGGUCGGGCCCCCACUUCGGCUUUGGCCCCGGCCGGUGCCGAAGACAUCGAGGAGCGUUCUCUGCGCGUCCAGGCGACCCUGCUGUUGGGCGAAGUGCUUCGCCUGGCCGAAAAUCUCCUGCCCGGUCCUGUGUCGGAGGCCAUCUCCACCCUGCCUCGUCUGGUGGCCAUGAGCGCCCUGCCCCACGCGUCUCCCUUGGUGGAGUCGGGCUUUGAGGCCUCCUGGCCGAAUGGUUCUCAGGCACCGGGGGCAGGGCCCGCGAUUGUUGCCCCGCGGUCGGGCAACGUCGGGGCACUGGGCAUGGACUUCGGCCUGGCCGCCGAUGUACCAGGCCUCGGUGGCACUGCGGCCUUCGCUCCGCAGCAUAACCAUCCGCACCUGCGGUCGGUGGCGCUGGAGGCCUGCGCGCAACUGGCACGGCACCGGCAGGUCCGCCAAUCGCGCCAGCCUCGGGCCACUCCCUUCUCCGUGGCCAUUGCCGCAUCUUCGCGUUGCGGGCUGGACCCCCUGCUCCGCCGGCUGGGCCCCCACCAGGCGCUUGUUCGGCAUCCGGUCUUCGAGCAGGUGCCCUCCUCUGGCGCCGGUCUCGCCGCCGGGGGGACCGUAUCUGCCCUGUCUGGCGGCGUCGCCACACUGUCCUCAGUGACCCUGGCCCCCGGGGCGGCGGCCCUCGCCCCCUCGACAGGGCCCAAUGCCUCGGCCAGUGGUGCAGCUGUCCCGCGGUCACCCACCUUCAGCCCUGGGGCCGGGUCGGGGAUUGGCACCGGGGCGCCCUCCCUCUCGGCUCCCGGGCUUGGGGCCGGUACCGGCAGUGCCAGUGGCAUCAACCUGAUUGGCACCGGGGCGGGUCCCGUCGGGAAUUCCGGGAUGCUGCCCGGUGCCACCGGGGUGACCAGUGCCGGUGGCGUGCCCGGUGCAGUGGGCAUCCCCGGUCAUGGGAGCGUGCCGGGGGCUCCGUCACCGGUGCUGCUCAAUCCCACCCUCGGCGGGGCCUCCCCACCGACCGGCGUCACUGGGGUCGGGCCAGUUCCGACGCUGGCCCCUCUGGGCAGCUUCCAUCCACUCAGUAGCGCUCCCUUCGGUGGUUGUCCCUUUUCAGCCACCGAUGGCGUGGUGUGUGCUCUCUGUCGAGCCGGGGCCCCGUGCAUGUCAGUUGCCAGCAGCACGGCGGCUGCCGCCUCAGCUGUGGCCGCUUCGACUGCAUUUAUGGCCGAGGCCCAGCUGAAGGGGCAUUUGGCGCACUUUGUUGCGGCCACUCGCGUAAGCAAGGAUACCCCCUGGUCCAAGUGGGACUGGGUAUUGAUUGGGGAAAUCUUCAAGAGUUCUCUGAUCACAGCCGAAAGCCUCGAGGGGGAUGCGUCCCUCCGUUCCAUGGUCAAGCAGAUCUUGCACUUCCUCAGCCCCUGGAAUCAUAUCUUCUCGGAAAUCCCGCGCAACUACCACGGCCCACUGGGUGGCCUGGACACGCCGCGUUUGCCCACCGGCCCGGGUGCUGGAUCGCGCCUCAGCCAACAGUACGACACGGGAACCGGAUCGACAGCUCCAGGUGCCGGUGGCCCGCCGGUGGUUGUUCCAGGCAUCGGCGGACGCAUCGGCGGUCGGAAUUCCUACCCCUCGUCGAGCGAUGCUGUGUCCAUCCCCCGGCCGGCUGGAGCCGUUCCCUUCCCGAUGAUGAGCCCCUCCUCAUCGUCCUUCUCCUCGUCUUCCAGGUCCUCGGCAUCACGCUCGCCGAAUGCCACGUCAGCGGCCGACUCGCGCGGUGGAUCUCCGCCAUCCAACUUCACACAGACCUCCUGCAACUGUGUUUUGGUUCAGGCCAGCCUCAUGCGCAGCACCACAGUUCAUCCGCAUCCAUUGGCCCCGGGGGUGGCGGUCAAGCCCGUCGCUCGGGCCUUCGGAUCGGGACCAUCGGAUCCGCUGGCCUCAAGCGCCGGACAUCGGACAUCGGCCGCGCCACCUGAUGCCAGUACCGGUUCCCGAGUGACCUGGGGGAAUCCCCCCCGGCGACUGUCGGUGUCGCGCUCCACCGACACGGAUCUCGGCGGGGCCGAGGCGUGCACUUCGCGCGAUGGAGCCACCGGCAGUGGCUCCGCCCCGGCAAAUGGCCACAAUCCGACCGGCUGCCAUGGGGCCUGGUUCUGCUCGAAUUCCAAUUGCUCACCUCGCGAGUGUUUCUCGCGCGACUCGGCGCCACAGCGGCCGGUGCCGAGCUCGUUCAUCAAAGUGGCUGGAUGA